GGCGACUAGUCAAGAUCGCUUCCCAUCCCUCCUCCUUCUCUCCCAACUAAUCCCAACAGGAUAGCAUCUCUGUCACAAUGUCUACGCCUCAGGACUCCAUCGAUAACAAUAUCGAGAUGUGGAAGGUGAAGAAGCUGAUCAAGGGUCUUGAAGCAGCUCGUGGAAACGGAACGUCCAUGAUCUCGCUCAUUAUUCCUCCCGGUGAUCAGAUCUCCCGCGUUGCCAAGAUGCUGGCGGAUGAGUACGGAACCGCCUCCAACAUCAAGAGUAGAGUCAACAGGCUGUCUGUGUUGAGUGCCAUCACCUCGACCCAGGCACGUCUGAAGUUAUACACCAAAGUUCCUCCUACUGGACUUGUUGUGUACUGUGGCACCGUCGUCACCGAUGAGGGCAAGGAGAAGAAGGUCAACAUAGAUUUCCCUCCUCACAAGCCUAUCAACACCUCUUUGUACAUGUGCGAUAACAAGUUCCAUACCGAAGCUCUUUCUGAGCUGCUCGAGUCCGACUCCAAGUUUGGAUUCGUCAUCAUGGAUGGUAACGGUACCCUGUUUGGUACCGUCUCUGGAAACACCCGCGAUGUCAUUCACAAGUUCACUGUUGAUUUGCCCAAGAAGCACGGUCGUGGAGGUCAGUCCGCCCUUCGUUUCUCCCGUCUUCGCGACGAAAAGCGCCACAACUACGUCCGCAAGGUCGCCGAGAUGACUGUCCAGCACUUUAUUACCAAUGACAAGGUCAAUGUCACUGGUUUAGUCUUGGCCGGUUCUGCUGAUUUCAAGACCGAGCUUUCCCAAUCCGACCUGUUUGACCCACGUCUCCAAGCCAAGGUUGUCAAGAUUGUCGAUGUCUCUUAUGGUGGCGAGAACGGUUUCAACCAGGCCAUCGAGCUCAGUGCUGAGGCCCUUUCCAACGUUAAGUUCGUCCAGGAGAAGCGCUUGAUUUCAAAGUACUUCGACGCCAUUUCUCAGGACACUGGAAAGUACUGCUUCGGAGUUGAGGAUACCUUGAAGGCACUGGAUAUGGGCGCUGUCGAGACCCUGAUCGUCUGGGAGAACUUGGAUAUUGCCCGUGUCACCCUCCGCAACUCCCAGGGAGAGCUCGACAUCAAGCACUUCACCAAGGAGCAAGAAAAAGAGCGCACUAACUUUAUCGAUCCCAUCGAUGGCUCGGAGAUGGAGAUCGUGGAGAAGAUGUCCUUGCUGGAGUGGCUUGCUGAGAAGUACAAGGAUUUCGGUGCUACCCUUGAGUUCGUCACCAACAGGUCUCAGGAAGGCUCUCAGUUCGUGAAGGGAUUCGGAGGUAUCGGAGGCAUCCUUCGCUACAAGCUCGACUUUGACGCUAUCACAUACGACUCGGACGAGUUCUUCUCGGAUUGACCCGAUGAUGAGGACAACGCUGCAUCGCUUCAGGAGGGGAAGGAAUUGGGUGGCGUCGUGCGCCCAGUUUAAACAGAGAGACGAAUAAGUUUAUGACAGAGAAGCUAUCUGGUCUCUGUGUUCGAAGGAAACCUAGAAUUUAUUUUUCGAACGUCGUCAGAUGAGCAUGCGGGUGCUUGAGUAUUGCAAGAGAUCCAUUUUUGAAAUCAGAGGCACGGAGGAAAAGCACGAUUAAAGAACUUGAUGUUGCUAUAAGUCACUAGUGCCUUUGAAAUGCAUUCUACUUACGCUCUCCACAGCGAC
This is a messenger RNA of Gamsiella multidivaricata, 1676 nucleotides long. RefSeq names its product eukaryotic release factor 1. Lineage: Eukaryota; Fungi; Mortierellomycota; Mortierellomycetes; Mortierellales; Mortierellaceae. The transcript is spliced from 6 exons. Gene Ontology annotation, molecular function: translation release factor activity, codon specific; sequence-specific mRNA binding. The record is from RefSeq and is a predicted model, not a curated record. The coding region runs from base 78 to 1373 and encodes 431 amino acids. Gene Ontology annotation, biological process: cytoplasmic translational termination. Gene Ontology annotation, cellular component: translation release factor complex; cytosol.